UGUUUGGGUUGUACAGUUGCAACUAUUUUAAAAGAAAUUAUUUGCCAAAUUCAGCAUCCAUUUCCUGACACUGCAAGCAAAUAAGUUUGCCAAAAUCCCCAGAAAAAGUAGAUUCAAAGUUCAUUAGCAUUUACCAGGAAGAUGAAGCAAUAGGAUAGAAUUCAUCUGGAGCUAAUCCACACUACUCAGAAACAAGUCAGUUGAGAAUUUCAGAGGAAAUUUAUGCUUAAAAUACUCCCAUUUUCCUGCAAGGUCACACAUACUGGAGGAAGUGACUUCAUACCACAGAAACCUAACAGGCUGACUGUAAAGACAAACACUGACAUUUUGGACACUGUUUUGAAAAUUCUCCCUUUGCAUGCUAAUAACCCUGUAUUAUGUUAAUUGUUACUUAAAAACUACUUAUAGUUGCUUAAUACCUUCUGCAGAAAUCUCUAUAAAUACUUAAAAGGGACUUUUGGCGAUCUCUGGCUGCCCUUUUUUUUUAAUCUGAAAAUAAGAAGCUUUCAGGACAGAUUCAUUGAAAUAUCUUAUUUUAGACAAACGAGCUCUGCCCAAAAUCUAUUUCAAGGCCCCAGCACCUGUCCCACUGGGUCUCUGCUCCCAUUCUGAUGAAUAUUCACAAGUCAGACUUACUUCCAAUAGACAGUAAACACACUAGGGAAACUGGCAGCUUUCAGGUUUUGCUUCUGCUACAUACCACAACAAAAGUCCUCCUCACACUCAGCAGCAAUCUCUACAGCACCCUUUGCUACUAAGCCAGACUUUAUUGUUCUGAGGAAUUUGAAUAGAAUGUGGUCUCAGCUGCCAGCAGCAGUAACCCCCUCUUAAAGUGGGAGUUUGCUGAGUACAGCUGGAGAUCUGAUGGCUUUCAGUAGCAGUCAUUUCUUACAAAACUGCAGUUACCAUGAGAACUCCCUCCGCGUUCAAGCAACAAAGCAACAUAAAGCAGUAGGAAAUGAGCAUUAAAUAAGAGGGAAGUAAAACAGCACUAAGCACUGCCUGUUAGUGCUGCCGUGCACCUUUGUUUUCUGAAAGCACUCCAAAUCAGCAGCUAAAAGAAAACUUAGGAGAGAUGAAGCUUUGAAAGCGCAAAAAAUAGGUUUAACAUUCAUAACACAAUAUACCUAAUGAUACUGGGAUACAGUGAGUCUCAGAAUGGACAAGUUGGGAAAGGGUUCUGGAUUCAGAAGAAAUAUCUUGGUUAGGUCUCGGCAACCAGCAACCGCAUCUCUGGGGCAACCAGCCUUAGCUCCAUCUGUGUCUCUUGGCAGCACCCAGUCCAGAAGAUCUGUUGUUGCACAGCCAGCUACUCAGGCUGGGGCAGAUAAGCAGGCAGCACUGCAGCAGGACCAGGUUCAACAGGAUAAGAUCUGGAGAGAGUCUGUGGAGGCUGAACAGAGAGGAAGAAAGAUUUGGUACCAGAACUGGAGUUUCCUAAAGGACUAUGACCAAAUGGGUAAGAAAAAGGAGCAGAAGCCACUGCCAAACUAUAUGCCUGUGUUCUCAAGCAAAGUCCCUAACUCGACCAACCAGACUAUUGGCAGUCGAAUGAAUACUGAACUUGGCAGGGAUUUGGUACACAUGGAUUACUUCUUCAGCACUGGAGCACGAAAGAGGAAACUUGAUGAAAGACCAAUGCUACUCUUUAGCAUGGAUUUUCUUUCAAGAGCCAAGAUAGAUGUUGGCCAACAAUGCCACAGGAGACUCUCGUUGUAUUUCAGGUGGCUGGGCCACAUAAAGAGGGUUAGAACUACAGCCCUCAUCCAUCUUUCCAUGCAGUCUACAGUAAGGCUGCCACUAACAUCAGAAAGAUCAAGAUUACAGCCAAAAGGCAAUUACUCCCUAAUUUUUUAUCUCCUGAAAAUAAACAAUUAAUGAAGAUCUGCUGAGUCCCAACAUAAACAACAUAUUCCAGUUCUGAAAGUUGGCGCAAUAAAAUCAGCAGCUUGUUGCAUUUAAUGUAAUUGGCCAAGGAUUCAUCAGCUCUGCCAUUUGCACGUUUAAGCUUGCUCUAAAUAAUAAAAUUUAAGGCAC
Messenger RNA from Neopsephotus bourkii (Bourke's parrot), 2037 nucleotides. RefSeq names its product chromosome unknown C2orf50 homolog (gene CIMIP5). The record is from RefSeq and is a predicted model, not a curated record. Lineage: Eukaryota; Metazoa; Chordata; Aves; Psittaciformes; Psittacidae.